Messenger RNA from Brassica napus (rape), 1449 nucleotides. RefSeq names its product probable non-inhibitory serpin-Z5. The coding region runs from base 109 to 1278 and encodes 389 amino acids. The record is from RefSeq and is a predicted model, not a curated record. NCBI's taxonomy places the organism in Eukaryota, Viridiplantae, Streptophyta, Magnoliopsida, Brassicales, Brassicaceae. The transcript is spliced from 2 exons. Gene Ontology annotation, molecular function: serine-type endopeptidase inhibitor activity.
AGCGUGGUAAAAAAGUCGAAGUGGAUGAUUCCCAAAACCCUAGUUCAACCUUCUCGAUAUAUAUAUAUGAGCGCUCAGAACAAAAAAAAAACAUAAAAAACUAGAAAGAUGAUAGGUCGACGAUUAGCAACCGGAUACUCCUUUCUUUCAAGGAUGAGUUCGAAGAUGAAGACACAAAAACUUAGCACAUCCUCAGAAACAGCAGAUCUGCCUGUCACAAAGAUAAUCGCAAGUCCCUCUCUGUCAAAGAAGGAGCUGCAAAAAGCAAUGAAGAAGCAAAACGAUGCUGACUUGGUCCUUACCGGUAAAGUGAUUGCUUCCAAAGCAAGAAACUCUAAUUUCGUCUUCUCUCCGGCAUCACUCAACAGCGUCCUAACCAUUGCGGCUGCCAGCUCUGCUACUGAAGAACGUAAGGCUGUCUUCAACGAGACUGCUACCGUCGCUUUUGCUGAUGGUAAGGCGAACGGUGGCCCCAAGAUCACGGCGAUUAACGGUGUUUGGGUCGAGCAAUCACUUCCGGUUGAUCAUUCCUUUAAGGAUCUCAUGGAGAAUGUCUUCAAGGCUACUUUCACUCAAGUUGACUUCAGGUCCAAGGCUGAACAAGUGCGUAGAGAGCUUAAUAAAUGGACUUCAGACCAGACAAAUGGUCUCAUCAAGGAUCUUCUUCCUCUUGGAUCCGUUAGAAGCAAUACAGAUCGGGUUUAUGGAAACGCAUUGUACUUCAAGGGAACUUGGGAAGAUAAAUUCAGCAAGUCUGAGACGAAAGAAAGAGCCUUUCACCUUCUCAAUGACGCCUCAGUGUCUGUGCCGUUCAUGAGGAGCUCUAAACGCCAAUACGUUCAGCGUUUUGAUGGUUUCAAGGUCCUUAAGCUCCCAUUUCAACGAGGCCUUGAUAUCAAGCGCAGUUUCUCAAUGUACUUCUAUCUUCCCGACGAGAACGAUGGUUUGGAUAAUCUUGUUAAGAAAAUGACAUCAACCCCUGGUUUUGUGGAUAAUCACACUCCGACAUGUCGAGUUAAACUUGAUGAUUUCGCAAUUCCAAAGUUUAAGAUCUCUUUUGGGUUUGAGGCUUCAAAGGCUUUGUACCAUAAAGCUUGUGUGGAGAUCGAUGAAGAAGGCGCUGAAGCUGCUGCAGCUUCCUUUUGUGAAAGACACAGCUAUACUCCUAAUAGGAACCGUUUUGUGGCUGAUCAUCCCUUUCUUUUCUUGAUUAGAGAAGACACAACGGGUACCGUUUUGUUUGCUGGUCAAAUCUUCGAUCCUUCCAAAUCUUCUUAACCGGGUUAAGAUCAGGUUUAAUGGUCUAUGUCUUGGCUGUUAUGGUUCUAGUUUUAUGUUCGCAUUCCGAAAACUAGUUUUAAGUCUAGUUAGGUUUAGUUUAUUGGUAACUUUGGUUCAUUGAACUGAUAUGUGAUUUGAUUUUUUUCUACGAAUUUAUGAUUGGGGAAA